Messenger RNA from Talaromyces stipitatus ATCC 10500, 2823 nucleotides. Its product is annotated as AP-2 adaptor complex subunit alpha, putative. NCBI's taxonomy places the organism in Eukaryota, Fungi, Ascomycota, Eurotiomycetes, Eurotiales, Trichocomaceae. Gene Ontology annotation, molecular function: clathrin-cargo adaptor activity. The coding region runs from base 1 to 2823 and encodes 940 amino acids. The record is from RefSeq and is a predicted model, not a curated record. Gene Ontology annotation, cellular component: membrane coat; AP-2 adaptor complex. Gene Ontology annotation, biological process: clathrin-dependent endocytosis; intracellular protein transport. The transcript has 4 exons.
AUGUCGUCCAUGCGAGGUCUUGUCCAGUUCAUCGCCGACUUGCGAAACGCGCGGGCUCGUGAACUCGAAGAAAAGCGCAUCAACAAAGAACUCGCCAACAUACGACAGAAAUUCCGCGACGGAGGCUUAAACGGAUACCAGCGUAAAAAAUACGUUUGCAAACUUUUAUACGUCUAUAUACAGGGUUAUGAUGUCGAAUUCGGACACUUGGAAGCCGUCAAUUUGAUCUCCGCGAAGAAUUAUUCGGAAAAACAGAUUGGGUACUUGGCUGUUACCUUGUUCUUGCAUGAGCAACAUGAGUUGCUCCAUUUGGUGGUGAAUAGUAUCCGGAAGGAUUUGUUGGAUAUGAACGAGUUGAAUAACUGUCUGGCUUUGCAUGCUAUUGCAACUGUUGGUGGACGUGAGAUGGGCGAGGCUUUGAGCGCCGAUGUCCACAGACUGUUGAUUUCACCAACAUCCAAGUCCUUCGUCAAGAAAAAAGCCGCUUUGACUCUACUUCGUCUCUACCGGAAGCACCCUUCUAUUGUCCAGCCGGAAUGGGCUGAGCGUAUCAUCUCCAUCAUGGAUGAUCCGGAUAUGGGCGUGACGUUAUCCGUCACCUCGCUUGUGAUGGCUCUGGUGCAGGAAAACCCCGAACAAUAUAAAGGGAGCUAUGUCAAAGCUGCACAACGACUGAAGAAGAUUGCUGUGGAUGGCGAAGUUUCGGCCGAUUAUCUCUACUACCGUGUCCCUAACCCCUGGCUCCAGGUGAAGCUGCUUCGAUUGCUGCAAUAUUAUCCACCAUCUGAGGACACCCAUGUUAGAGAAUUGAUCCGACAAUCGUUAGAACAGAUCAUGAACUCAGCUAUGGAUACGCCAAAAAAUGUGCAACAAAACAAUGCUCAGAAUGCCAUUCUGUUUGAGGCCAUCAACCUGCUAAUUCACCUAGACACGGAACAUGCUUUGAUGAUGCAAAUAUCUUCACGUCUCGGAAAAUUUAUCCAGUCACGCGAAACCAAUGUUCGCUAUCUUGGUCUCGAGGCUAUGACUCAUUUUGCUGCUCGAGCAGAGACUUUGGAUCCCAUCAAAAGCCACCAGCCAUAUAUUCUCGGCUCAUUGAGGGAUCGCGACAUUAGCGUUCGACGAAAGGGAUUGGACCUCCUUUAUAGCAUGUGCGAUGUGACUAACGCACGAACUAUAGUGGCUGAGCUUCUCACAUACCUACAGUCCGCUGACUAUGCUAUUCGCGAAGAGAUGGUGCUCAAAGUCGCCAUCUUGGCUGAAAAGUACGCCACCGACGCUCAAUGGUAUAUCGAUACAUCCGUCAAGCUGCUUGCAAUGGCUGGUGACCAUGUGAGUGAUGAAGUGUGGCAACGAGUGAUUCAGAUCGUCACGAACAACGAAGAGCUACAAGCUUAUGCUGCAGACCAUCUGCUAAAAUACCUCAAAGGUGACUGCCAUGAUAGUCUGAUCAAGAUUGGCAGCUAUGUGCUGGGUGAAUUUGGUCACUUGAUUGCUGAUAACAAGGGCUGUAGCCCUAUCGAGCAAUUCCUGGCUCUUCAGCCGAAGAUGUUCACCUGUUCUGAUAAUACUCGUGCCAUGAUUCUCUCGUCCUUUAUCAAAUUCGUCAACCUGUUUCCAGAGAUCAAACCUCAGUUGCUGCAGAUGUUCAGGUUAUACAGCCACUCUCCGGACCCCGAACUGCAGCAGAGAGCAUAUGAAUAUUUGAAAUUGGCGACCAUGCCGUCGGACGAGCUUUUACGAACCGUGUGUGACGAAAUGCCACCAUUUUCCGAGAGAGCUAGUGUAUUGCUGUCGCGGUUGCACCAGAAGACUGCUGGAACUAGCGACAAGCGGACCUGGGUUGUCGGAGGCAAGGAUGCCAACACAGAUAAGCAAGAGGUUCUAUUGGCACAAACAACGGGAUUAAAACGCACGUUUACGACAAUCGUCAAUGGCGGACGUAAUGGUACCGCCAAUGGAAGCGCUGCCAAAGGCGGUGCGUCCAGGGAUCUCGCUGGCUUGGACAUGUCUGCAAAACCAUCUGCUCCCCCACCCAACCUGGCAAGUGCUGCUCACUUGAGUCCCGACUGGGAAUAUGGAUUCAACCGGCUGUACUUUGCCGAUGAGGGUAUUUUGUUUGAAGAUGCCCAGAUCCAGGUCGGCUUGCGUUCAGAGUACCGUGCACAUCUCGGUGUGGUCAAGAUAUAUUUCACGAACAAAGCCUCCUUCCAGAUUGGAUCCUUUACGACGACGUUAGAUAAUCCCGCAUUGCCUAACCUGAAGAUCGACACAAAGAAUUUGCCUGAUUCAACCCUUCAGCCUUCUGGACAGACGCAGCAGACAAUAUUCGUAGAGGCCCAUGGACCAUUCUCGGACGCACCCACGAUCCGUAUAUCUUAUCUGGCAGGUGCCUUGCAGGCUUACACCCUUCAACUUCCGAUCUUGAUGCAUAGAUAUAUGGAUCCAUCAGAUCUAUCGGCAGAAGACUUUUUCAAGAGAUGGCGACAAAUUGGCGGACCACCGCUUGAGGCUCAAAAGACAUUUAAUGUAAACGCGAAGGGACGCAUGAUCCACGAGAAGUUCACCCGAUCUGUUGUUACGGGCUUUGGAUGGAAGAUUCUUAACGGUGUGGACCCGAAUCCUAGUAACAUUGUCGGGUGUGCUGUCUAUCAGACCGAGAAUGGUAAGACGGGUUGCUUGUUACGACUUGAGCCGAAUUAUGAGAAGAAUAUGUAUCGAAUUACGAUUCGAGCAACGCAGGAAAAUGUUCCUCAAAUACUUGCGAAACAGAUGGAGCAGCGGUUGUCAAUAGGAGUCAGUGUCGAUGCCGACUUGCAGUAG